GGCAAGAGAGAGAAAAGAACUUAGUCAACCAUUCUAUUUUUAGUUCCUCCUAAAAUGCCUAAACAUAUGCACCUUCUUCCACCUUCCCUAUAUUAACACUCUCCUCUUUCAACAUAUUUCUUUUUUUUUUUCUCUUUUGGAGAUUACUUGAUCAGCAUUUCAUCAAAUUCCCAUUUGUAUGAAGAGAAACCUCUUCUUGCUACGUCAAUAUGGGUCGGGUGAAACUGGAGAUCAAAAGAAUUGAGAACACAACGAAUCGUCAAGUAACCUUCUCAAAACGUAGAAAUGGUUUGAUUAAGAAAGCUUAUGAAUUGUCGAUUCUCUGCGACAUCGACAUUGCUCUUAUCAUGUUCUCUCCUUCCGAUCGUCUUAGCCUCUUUUCCGGCAAAACUAGGAUCGAAGAUGUUUUCACAAGGUUUAUUAAUCUCUCUAACCAAGAAAGAGAGAAUGCUCUAGUCUUUCCUGACCAGGAUAGACGCCCGGACAUCCAAAGCAAAGAGUAUCUAUUAAGGAUUUUGCAGCAGCUCAAGACUGAAAAUGACAUCGCUCUUCAACUCACCAACCCUGCAGCUAUCAAGUCCGAUGUCGAGGAACUUGAGCAAGAAGUGUGUAGAUUACAACAACAACUCCAAAUGGCAGAGGAAGAACUAAGGAGAUACGAACCGGAUCCAGUAAGAUUCACUAGCAUGGAGGAUUAUGAAGUUUGUGAGAAGCAACUUCUCGACACGUUAACACAUGUUGUCCAACGACGAGAGCAUCUCGUAAGCAGCCAUUUAUCUUCAUACGAAGCAUCCACUAUGCAACAAGGCAUUGCAGGUCCUUUUGCAAACGGCGCCCUCGAAGGUUGGUUGCCUGAAAAUGGACACAAUCAAGUCAAUUUAUUUGAUGCAUCGGCUCAUUCUAACCAACUCAGAGAAUUGUCAUCGGCUAUGUACGAACCAUUGUUGCAAGGUAGUAGCUCAAGUUCGAACCAAAACAACAUGAGUGAAUGUCACGUAACGAAUCACAAUGGUGACAUGUUCUCUGAGUGGGCCCAGGCGUAUUCAUCAUCGGCCUUGUUCCCUUCUAUGAACCAGCAUGGAAGUGUAGGACCCAGUAUAGAGGAAAUGAUACCAGGUCAGCAAAGUGAAAUCCCGGCAGUGACGACUAUGGAGGCACCACAACAAGCUAAGCUUGAAAUGGUCGACGACUAUGAAACAAGAGUUCCACAGCUCAGUAGCCAAUAAUGUCAGAAACAUGAGUCCAUAUAUGUAUUAUUUAUUUUAUGUACACAAUUUUAUUUUUAUGCUUCUACCCCCAAAUACUUUUUCUUAUUUGAUUUGAGACGAUGGUAAAAAAAAACUAAUCGUCGUAAUUGUAUACCAGUUUUUGACAAUAAAAAUACCAGAUACCCCCCCUAAAUAUUUUAUAUUUUAAAAAGUAUCCUAAAAUUUCGACACAUUUUUGUUUUCGCUCAAAACAUAUUUUCCUAUGUUUAUCCUAUCAUUUUAUUUUAUUUUUAAUCGAACGUUAAUCUAACACUACUAAAAGUCGAAUAUGAAGAGUAAAGAGAGUGUCCACGUCGACCAUUAAAAUCAACCAAUGAGGUUGCUUAGUUUUUCCACGUCAAACCGAAUGGGACCGGUCUUGGGCUGUAUUUUUUUUAACCCUGAAAAACAAAGAAACAUGUUGAUCAAAAGCCCUGGUCCGAUAAAGUCGGAUAACGUCGUGAAUCUUUGACGUCUCUCUUCUCUUCGCUCUUUGGAAACCCUAAAUGAAUCUCUUCGACAACUCCUCCCUUCGCCGUUUCCCCUUCCUCAACGGAUCAAUCAAUCGACACCGUAUUCAUUAGUGAGCAAUGAAUCCUCUGAGUUUCACAUUAAUGGAUUCCUUUCGCCUUAUCCUCUCUACCUCUCUUUAUAAGUCUCUUCUUUUCACAGAAUUGUUACAGAAAAAAAAAACACUCAAACGAUGAAUUCCAGCAGAAAAUUCCAAAACGAUCUUACCGCGAAUAAACCAAACGGAAAAGACGUUGUCUCCUCAGAAGUCUCCGGCGAUCCUAAGUCGAAGAAACCAAACGGCAAAUCCGUUGACUCCUCCGCCGAGCCGCUAUGUUCAAUGAUAAAAAGGAAGAGGUCGUCUCAACUGGAGAUCUUCCCACGCUCAUCUCAGACUCCAACGAGCAGGUAACUAAUGAUUUCACUAUACUUUAUUACUAAGAUCAAAAUAGAAACAACUAAUGGUAGUCACCUCCGCUACUGACUGCUGAAAAAAGAUCAAAGCUUUAUUUUAUUUUUUUCUCUUUUCUUCUUUGUAUGACUGCGAAAGAUUUUUCAUUCUGUGUAUUAACUGAUAGUUCAACCGAUUGCUUUAUAACUACGAUGUUAUCUUAUAUUUUCUUCUCUUCGUUUUUGUUCUCUGUUUCUUUUUGUGUGAAUCUAAUUGAUAAAAAUGUUCCUCUUGGACAUGUAAAUUGGUUUCUGACUGGUGCUUGAAGCCUUGAAGAUAUACCUCUGUAUAUUGACUUCUCUCUAUGAAAAAUUACUCUUCUAAAAGGAUGAGAGCAGUUUUCGGAAGCUCGAUGGAGAGCUGGAAGAUGCAGAGCAAAAGGUCCCGGAAAGACAUUGAUGACAAUGUUCAGAUAUAUAUGAAAUUCACUAAUUCAGUUCAUGGCUAUUGAAGAGAACGAUGAGAUCUUGAGAGGUCUAUGCGGAGAAGACGGUGUUGUUUAUGCGAUAUGUGAAUUGCAAGAGGAAUGUGAUUCUAGAGGCUCGUUGAUCUUGAAGAAGUAUAUGGAGUUUAGGAAGCGAGCUAGGUUGGCUUCUGAUAUCAACAACUCUCCAAAUUUGAAUCUGCUUGCUGGUGGUGCUUCUGAAGGACCAGACCCGAGAGAAGUAGAGCUCUAUGUGGAGGAGAUACUCUCUCUGAUGCAGUUAGGUGAGGAUUACACAGAGUUCAUGGUGUCAAAGAUCAAGUCUUUGACGUCAGUUGAUGCUGAGUUGUUACCAAAAGCUACGAAAGCGUUUAGAAAUGGUAGCUUUAGCAAAGUGAUUCAGGACGUGACGGGAUUCUAUGUGAUACUAGAAGGGUUCUUUAUGGUUGAGAAUGUGAGGAAAGCCAUAAGGAUUGAUGAGCAUGUACCGGACAGCCUUACCACAUCAAUGGUGGACGAUGUGUUCUACGUGUUGCAGAGCUGUCUGAGGAGAGCCAUUUCGACUUCGAACAUUAGCUCUGUGAUUGCUGUGCUGAGCAAUGCUGGUAGCUUGUUGGCUAAGGAUUACCAUGAAGCUUUGCAGCAGAAGAUUAGAGAGCCUAACCUUGGCGCUAGGCUGUUCUUAGGUGGUAUUGGUUGCAUCAAGACGAUGGUCGACUUAAAACCAAAUCUCGCUUACUAACUAACAUUAUAGAAGAGAGCAUCUAUCAAGAUCACGAGUUCGAAUGCCAUAAAAAUAGCUACUUUUAAAUGCUUUCUUAUCUAAAACAUGAUGAGCUAAAAGCUCAUAGCUUCUUAAUUCCCUAAAAAAAGUUCUAACACAUUGCAUUACCAAUAAAUCAUCUUAAAUUUUUUUGUUAGUUGUACAAAUAAUUUUGUUCCUUUUAGUAAUUUGAAAACGUACUUGAAUUUUAUUCA
Brassica napus (rape) is the source of this 3610-nucleotide messenger RNA. Its product is annotated as agamous-like MADS-box protein AGL104. The coding region runs from base 210 to 1226 and encodes 338 amino acids. NCBI's taxonomy places the organism in Eukaryota, Viridiplantae, Streptophyta, Magnoliopsida, Brassicales, Brassicaceae. The record is from RefSeq and is a predicted model, not a curated record. Gene Ontology annotation, biological process: positive regulation of transcription by RNA polymerase II. The transcript is spliced from 11 exons. Gene Ontology annotation, molecular function: protein dimerization activity; DNA-binding transcription factor activity, RNA polymerase II-specific; RNA polymerase II cis-regulatory region sequence-specific DNA binding.